AUGUUGUCAAGGACUGGGGUUUUUACUGUUUUGAAAAGGUCCACUCGCUUAUCAGGGUAUGCACUAAGGCCUCUAUCUACGCGCAGUUGUCUUCGCGUAGAAGAUCAGGGGACAUCAAGGUCGAGGGUGACGCCGCGCGGAGGCGCGCCUUCUGGGGCCUCCUCCUCUACAGAUCCAUCUGAUCAGAGCGCAUUCUCCGGGAACACACCUCCUAAGAGUACAACUUUUGAAGAUGCAGACCCCAAGCGUAAGCCUCUCAGCAGAAUCGCGAUUGGCGGUACCGAGACCAAAUCACAGAAAGCCACGAGCGGCUCUAUUGAGUUCGCGACAUGGAAGGCUGCAGCCUUGGUACUUACCCUCGGAGGGACCUUGUACUACUUUUUCUCCAAAGAGAAACGAAGACUUGAGAUCGAAAAAGAGGCAGAAGCCAAUAGAGGGUAUGGGAAGCCGCUUGUUGGAGGGCCUUUCAAGCUCGUGGAUUUCAACGGCAAUGAGUUCACUGAGAAAAACUUGCUCGGCAAGUUUUCUAUUAUCUACUUCGGGUUUUCACACUGUCCUGAUAUCUGCCCUGACGAACUCGACAAGCUCAGUGAGUGGUUGGAUGGGCUCAAGAAAAAGGGAAUCGAGCUUCAGCCUAUUUUUAUUACCUGUGACCCAGCUAGAGACCCCCCUCACGUUUUGAAAGAAUACUUGAGCGAGUUUCAUCCCGACUUGAUUGGCCUCACUGGCGAGUACAAUGACAUCAAAAACGCUUGUAAACAAUACCGCGUUUACUUCUCGACCCCACCAUCUUUGAAGCCUGGACAAGAUUACUUGGUCGAUCAUUCGAUCUUCUUCUAUUUAAUGGACCCCGAGGGCCAAUUUAUCGAUGCGUUAGGAAGGCAGUAUGACGCGGAGACCGGCGUCGCGAAGAUAGAGGAGCAUGUCAAAGCGUAUGUGCCAAGAGAGCAACGUGAAAAGCGUAAAGAAAAAUGGUAUUCUUUCCUCUUCAACUAG
Lachancea thermotolerans CBS 6340 is the source of this 996-nucleotide messenger RNA. It is a transcript of the gene SCO2, whose product is annotated as putative thioredoxin peroxidase SCO2. The transcript has a single exon. NCBI's taxonomy places the organism in Eukaryota, Fungi, Ascomycota, Saccharomycetes, Saccharomycetales, Saccharomycetaceae. Gene Ontology annotation, biological process: mitochondrial respiratory chain complex IV assembly. The record is from RefSeq and is a predicted model, not a curated record. The coding region runs from base 1 to 996 and encodes 331 amino acids.